This is a messenger RNA of Nipponia nippon (crested ibis), 3894 nucleotides long. NCBI's taxonomy places the organism in Eukaryota, Metazoa, Chordata, Aves, Pelecaniformes, Threskiornithidae. The record is from RefSeq and is a predicted model, not a curated record.
AUGAUUCCCUUUUUCUGUGGCUCUGCUGAGGGACACAUCUCUGUUGGUGGAUCAGCUCUCCAGGCUGGUAUGAGGCCUGAUAGAUCUGAGGGUUGUCCGACAGUGGCGGAUGGUUGGCAAAUGGGAAGGUCAUAUCAAGAUGGAAUAUUUGGGAGAUGUCAGCGAGUGCCAGUAAUAGACAUCUAUAAAUAUGACAUUUCACCCCCUGUUCUUCAGCGCCUAAGGAUCAUCCUGGAGAAGCUCUCACACAGAGGUUUUACCUGGCAAGAUGAUUAUACACAGCAUGUUAUUGGUCAGGAACUCUCAACCAUUCACAAAAUCCACAACAGACGCCCUGAUAUAUUUGCAUCUGAAGGAUCUGACACAGGCAGGACUUUGGGACAGAAUGCAGAUAAUCAAAGAAAUUAUGAUCUGGAAAAUGAUGUGAACUUGGCCAAGUCUCUUCAGCAAUAUCUUAAAUAUCUCGGUAUUCUCUCCCAGUCUGCAGCUACAAAUUUAUAUCCAAGGAAGACGAAUGACAAAGCUUCUGUCAAGAGCUACAUCUAUAACAAUCCUACCAGGUACUACAUGAUGCAAAAACCCAAAGAAAGAGCACCUCCUUUGGCUCAUGCAUCAACAUCCCAUCAACAGCAUGCUGAAAAUCUCCGUGGGAGGACCUUCAGCCAGCCUGAGCCAGACAAGUUCUCACCAGAGUCAGAAAUGGGGCUUGACCAAAAUACCCUGAUGGCUGCACUGCAUACGUACAUCACUCAGAACUUGUCAGCACAAAGCAAUGAUAAAACUUCUCACAGCAGGACUAAAGGCUCUCACAUUUAUGCUGAUAGAUUCUACUCUUCACAAGUCAGUCCUUUUGAUGGAACUUUUGCCGAAGGAAAAGCAGAAGAUUUGAAAAUGAAGAAGCUGUUCCAGCCAAGACCUGUGUCUGGAGUGCUGGGGCCAACCCCUGAAAUGCCGAAUCAUAAAUCUGCUUCCCAGGGUGAUCCAAAGGACCCUCUGAGUGUUGUGGAUGAGACACUUAUUAAGGAUGUAUUGAAGGACCUAGAGAAACACCAGGUGAAUGUGGAGAAUCUGAGCUCAACAGAACUGGAUGAGAUCGCUGAUACUAUUGCCAAUGCAAUUCAAACAGUUGGCAUUCAGGAAGAAAUGGAGGAGGGUGCUGGAAAAAACAAAGACAAAACAGAAGCACAAAUGAAAAAAGGAGGUGCUCAAGGAAGGGCAGAGAUUCACACUGGAUUAAUGGAAACUAGUGUUAACAUACCAGACAAUGGAGUGCAUGAAGCCAGUGCGAGAACUGAUAAAGAGGAGAACCCUGCAAAACUAGUUAACUUCUUGAAUGAGAAUGUAUUACCUGAAAAUAUGUCUAAAUACCUUAUACCUGAAGAAUCUACUAAGACAGAAACCAAGAAAUCUGAAAACACUGACUCUUCAUCCUCAGAAGAAAUAAAUGCUGAUGUGGAAAAUGUAAAAAGUGAGACUUUCUCUAGGGAACUGACAGCUGCAAAGAACAGUGAAUCUGACUCCAAAGACCCGAGUGAGACCCGCUACUGGAUUAAGAACACUUUAAUGCAGGAUGGAAACUCCUAUGAAGAGCCUCAGAAAAAUAUGGGCCAAGGCUUACAACUUGAAGUGAAGUCUUCUGAGGAGAAAGAAUAUGGUUAUAUUGUGACAGUGAAAGACCCCCUGAGUGUGGAGAAGGGCUUGGAGUUAAUAAAGGAAGUGGCAGAUCUCCUGAAGCUGCAGAUGAGUGUCUUCGAUGAUGUCAACGUGCUGGGACCAGCUGUGACCUUCAGAGUGCACUCAAACCUCCAAAACAUUUCAACUGCAGAUGUUGCCAAAGCAGCAGCCAUAAACAAAGAGAAGCUUGAAAAAACAACUGGACUGAAAAUUCUGCAGACUGGUGUGGGGGAGAAAAGCAACGUCCCGCCGCUCCCGCAGCGCGGGGAAGAGGCAGAGUCCGCCAAAUUCCUCCUCCUCACCCUCCUCUCCCUCGCCUGCAUCGCCGGGGUCCUGGCGGCGUCGGGGGUCGCCUACUGCCUCCGCCACCGCGCCCACCACCGCCUGAAGGAGAAGCUCUCGGCCCUGGGGGCCGACGCCGGUUCCGACGCCCCCGCUGCUUAUCAGGAGCUAUGUCGUCAGCGCAUGGCAGUGAAAACAUCUGAUCGCCCGGAGCCCCUGCAUGCUUCUCGAAUAAAUAGCGUUUCUUCACAAUUUAGCGAUGGGCCCAUUCCCAGCCCCUCGGCCCGGAGCAGCACAUCGUCCUGGUGUGAGGAGCCAGUCCAGUCCAACAUGGACAUCUCCACCGGUCACAUGAUCUUGUCCUACAUGGAAGAUCAUCUGAAAAACAAGAAUCGUCUGGAGAAAGAGUGGGAGGCUCUGUGUGCUUAUCAGGCUGAACCCAAUGCCACCACCAUUGCACAGCAGGAGGAAAAUAUCCAGAAGAAUCGCUCACGGGCUGUAGUACCAUAUGAUCAUUCCAGGAUAUGUCUGAAAGCUGAAAAUAGCCACGACAAUUCAGACUACAUCAAUGCUAGCCCAAUUAUGGACCAUGACCCCCGAAACCCUGCAUAUAUUGCCACCCAGGGCCCUCUCCCUGCUACUGUCGCUGACUUCUGGCAGAUGGUCUGGGAGAACGGCUGUGUCGUUAUUGUCAUGCUGACACCCCUCGCGGAAAACGGAGUCAAACAGUGCUACCACUAUUGGCCAGACGAAGGGUCAAACCUCUACCACAUCUAUGAGGUAAACCUUGUCUCUGAGCACAUCUGGUGCGAGGAUUUCCUCGUGAGGAGCUUCUACCUGAAGAACCUGCAGACGAACGAGACCCGCACGGUGACGCAGUUCCACUUCCUCAGCUGGAACGAUCAGAGGGUUCCUGCUUCCACAAGAUCACUUCUGGAUUUCCGCAGAAAAGUAAACAAGUGCUACAGGGGUCGCUCUUGUCCAGUAGUUGUUCAUUGCAGCGAUGGUGCGGGAAGAAGUGGAACCUACAUUCUAAUUGACAUGGUUCUCAAUAAAAUGGCCAAAGGUGCUAAAGAGAUUGAUAUUGCUGCUACCCUGGAGCACUUGAGGGACCAGAGACCAGGCAUGGUCCAGACAAAGGAGCAGUUUGAGUUUGCUUUGACAGCGGUUGCAGAGGAAGUGAAUGCAAUACUCAAGGCACUUCCCCAGUGAGCGGCUCAGUCUCCCGAAGGUUCCCGCAGGAUCCGUCCCUCAUUUUCCUCGUCCUCAGUCCCUGUGAAUGUUCUUGGAAACCGUGACCUGACCUUAACUGUGCAUCUUCUGUUGUAACCACAUAGUGAUAGGGUCCUUACAAACUCCGUUAGCUGGUAAAAGUUCAACAGUUUAAAUGUGUAUUCUGUUUUUUGGGGUUUUAAACAAAUUUUUAAAAGUACGUUGAAGCCUCGGAUUAAGUGACAGAACAAUCCAUCUAAUUCCUUUCACAUCCUCGAAGCCCUGAAUGUCACACUUUGAAAGCACACAUUCAUGUUCUUAAUAGCAAAUAUACAGUAUUGUGGGUAAUUAGUGCAGUCAAUAUAGUCUCAGAAAACAGUGUUCCGCUAUAUUUUUGUAACUUCCACAAGGCUGAAGAAGGGGUGGGGGGUGCUGAAGAGGAUGGUGAUCCUUCCUAUGCAUUGCCAAGCAAGAGCAUGAAACAGUGCUGAGGGUGUGAGUAAAUGCAGGUCCAGGCUCUGGCAAAGAGAGCUUGCACCUUCUCGUGCUGGGCUUUGGCAAGCAAAUGCUUUCUUAACUGUUGUUUACUUUUCAGCUUUGUGCCAUGAAUGGAUGAAAAUCUGAACUAUAAGUAAAUAGGCCUGCACAGUUGUUGCAACUGGGGAGAACAAAUUGGUCACAUUAAUGGGAACCCGGGGGAUAACGAGCAUAACAACUCUGACCAUG